Messenger RNA from Diospyros lotus (date-plum), 726 nucleotides. RefSeq lists its product as uncharacterized. The coding region runs from base 1 to 726 and encodes 241 amino acids. NCBI's taxonomy places the organism in Eukaryota, Viridiplantae, Streptophyta, Magnoliopsida, Ericales, Ebenaceae. Gene Ontology annotation, molecular function: protein dimerization activity. The transcript has a single exon. The record is from RefSeq and is a predicted model, not a curated record.
AUGAACAUUCCAAUGCAUUGUCUUGGGUUUGCUUUGAGUCCUAAGUAUUAUGACCUUCAUUAUCUUGAUAGACCAGCCCCUGGAGGAGAUCCUAGAAGGCCUCCAAAUCUGGACAGAGAAGUUAUUUCAGGUGUUAUGGAAGCUUUUUCAAGAAUUGCUGAAAGUGAGGAAGAACAUAAACUUUUACGUGAACAAUUUGCUAUUUUUCACAUGAAGAAAGGAUUAUAUGCAAUGGCAGCAGCUCAAAUGGAUGCAGUAACAAUGGAUGGAAUUGAUUGGUGGUCCACAUAUGGCUCAGAGACUCCAGAUUUGGCAGAGGUAGCAAAAAAGGUAUUAUCACAGCCAGUAAGUAGUUCUUCUGCUGAAAGAAAUUGGAGCACAUAUUCUUAUAUUCACAGUGUUAAAAGGAAUAGAUUAAAUUGUACAAGAGCUGAUAAGCUAGUGUUUAUUCACUCAAACAUUAGACUUCAAUCACGUUUCUUGGAAAACUACAAAGAGGGGCCAUUUAGGAAAUGGGAUAUAGAUCCAGAUGAUUCGUGCAUAGAAGAUUCUACCCUAAGACUUGAGGAUCUAAGAUGGAGAAAUUUGGAUGAGGACUUCGGUGAUGUGCCAAAUAGAGAUGAAGACAUGAAAGAGGGUUCAACUUCAACAAGUGCAUCUUUUGUUACUAAACCACGAAGACCUUCCAAAACAAGCACGGCAAAAGGAAAAGGAAGGAAGUGUUGA